UUAUCGUUUUAAGGAUAUGUUACGAUACCUUCUGCGUGGUUUUUCGGCGUCGAUGUUACAAACAUUUUAUACAAGAUAAAAGUACAGGAAAAUUCGUGAUCCGAAAUGGUUUGAACGUGAUCCCAAUUGUACAGAAUUAUAAAGAUCGUAAAGAGAGAAAUGUCUGUCGCGGGAGGCGGAAAAGUUCGUGGUUUUCCGUAAAGUCGAAUAUUUUAUUCCUCCGCAACUCGAGGUACCUUAAAACGUGACCCGAAGAUUCGGAGAGGUAGCAUGAUUUUACAUUUGCGCUUACCAGAAAGAAAAAGAGAAAAAGAGAAAAAGAGAAAAAGAGAAAAGAGAAAAAAGGAAAAGAAAGAGGAAAGGAGGAAAAAGGAAAACACGUAUACACGGAUGAGAGACGGGGAAAUUCAAGGAUUUGUUCUUUCGAAGAAAAUGGAAGAUUAAUGGAUUAUUAAUUUUCAUUCGCAACGAUUCAGUGGAUGACGAUAGCCAUUUUUCGAGCGCUCCACGGCUGUAGGAAUACCCGUGAUGUUGCACGAGUGACGUUACACGUGUACAGUGACGUUAUAUGUAUCGUUGUUUAUACAUACGUUAAUCGGGUAAAGUAAGAGGACCGGUGGCGAUUCGAUUCGUCGUCGUCGUCGUGGGGCACGCGUGACCUCCAGAGAAUUCCUGUAUAGAGAAACGGAUGGCGCUGCAUUGAUCCAGUCUUUCUUAAAACAUCGUUGAUUUUUCAUAGUCGCGAGCGUUAGGACGAGCGGACGUGAGACGAGCGAAUAACGUAUAUCCGACCGCGACAACGCGACCAAAGGAUCGUACGUGUUUAGCCAUUUUCCAAACGAGCUACACCGAGCACCGCGCACGUGUGUUGCCCAACGAGACGUUUCGACAUCUGUCCUGAACCUGUGACACCCAAUACCGACAAAAACAAGUAUUUCUAUUUGCUGUCGCAACAAUGACGGACUGCUCUAUCAGGGGGGAAUAAAUGUUACGCGUGAAUCUUCGGAGAAAGAGAAAACGGGAAAGAGGGUGGCUUUCUGGCCGGGAGGGGGGAUUUCCGGGCAAACGGUGGUAACGCGAAAGUUGACGAAAUUGUUCAGUUCCGUAAGUCUGUCGAGGAAUUUUUGCAAUUUUUCCCAUCAACGUUACACGCUAUGUAACAGAAUAGCUAUUACUGUUUUCCUAUUCGCGCCUCUCCCUGUAGUAGCGGGAUUGAACAAUUUCUCGCGCAUCACGAUCACCGCAAGAUGUCAGAUUGGAAGGUUGUACGUAUUUUCAUUGAAAUUCUACUGUUGUCUCGAGCCUGUGGUACCUCCGAAAUGAUGCCAACAGCCUCCGAUGUUUCCGAAUUUGUACGUAUCGACCCGGAAACAGCCGAUACGUUUGACUGGAGAAACCAUCCUUGUCGCCGAAAUUGUACGGACGGAGCUCCUCCGCUGGAAUGCCGUUACAUUUUCAAAUUGGAGGCUUAUCGAACAAUGAGCAAGGCGUGUUACGAUUGCCCGUUCAAUAUUACCGAUUGCUUUCGAAUGCAUUGUGUUCCAGCCGAUGGCACGGGAAGAUCAAUUUUGACAGUGAAUCGGCAAAUGCCGGGCCCGCGUAUCGAGGUAUGCAGAGGCGACAGAGUAAUAGUCGACGUAAUCAAUUUGUUGCACUCGGAGAGUACCGCGAUGCACUGGCAUGGGCAACAUCACGUUGCAACACCCUACAUGGACGGUGUACCGUACGUGUCCCAAUGUCCGAUUUCACCGGGAUCGAGUUUCCGAUACGACUACUUCGCUACCGAAGCAGGCACGCAUUUCUGGCAUUCGCAUUUAGGUUUUCAGCGAGGCGACGGUGUAUUCGGCUCACUGAUAGUUCGUACGCCUCCAAAGAUCAACUGGCAUCGUGAUUUGUACGACAUCGACGAACACGUCAUACUAAUCCUGGAUUGGACGCGCGAAUUAGGAAUAGACAAGUUUCUAGAUCAUCACUACGCGGGUGGAGACAACAAACCGCCAAACAUAUUGAUCAACGGCUUGGGUCGUUUCACGACUGCUCCGACUGAAAACAACGUUUCCGCUGCAAUGCCUGUCGCAACGUUUCUCGUUAAACAGAAUACAAGAUACAGAUUUCGACUGAUCAAUGCCGAGUUUCUUAAUUGUCCGGUCGAGUUGUCCAUCGACAAUCACACCAUGAACAUAAUCAGUUCGGAUGGUCGCGAUGUCGAACCGGUCCAAGCGAAAACUUUGGUAAGCUACGCUGGCGAAAGAUUUGACUUUGUUCUCGAGGCGAAUCAAAAAAUCGACAAUUAUUGGAUUCGAGUUCGAGGAUUAAUGGACUGCGACGAAAGAUUCACGAAGGCUUUUCAAGUUGGCAUACUGCGAUACGAUGGUGCGAUCGAGCAAGAUCCGAAAGGUCGAGUCACUUACGAGCGCGAAUUGGACGAUCUGUCGGAUGAGAAGCGAGUAAACGGUUUAAACGAGGGCACCGAAAGGAACAGUAGCCUCAGCGUGCCAUUGCUGAGAGCAAUGGACGAGAACGACGAGUCAAACACCCUCGAGCCUGAUUACCAAUUUUACGUGUCUUACGAUUUCUAUAAAAAGGACAAUCCACAUUUUCAUCGUAGCAAUUUGUACGGAUUCGAGCAAGUUAAUAUAACUAAGCGGGUUCUAACUCCGCAACUGAAUCACAUCUCGAUGAAAUUACCAUCCGUUCCGCUGUUGUCCCAGCGGGAUAUUGUAGAUCAGAAUCGAUUCUGCAACGAGAGCACUGUACAAGGAUGCGAACAGACUUAUUGUGCUUGUACUCAUGUCCUUCGAGUGAAACUCGGAAGCGUGGUGGAGGUAGUUCUGGUAGACGAAGGAUUUGCUUACGACGCGAAUCAUCCGUUUCAUCUUCAUGGAUACCAAUUUCGCGUGGUCGCAAUGGAAAGGGUCGGUAGAAACGUCACGGUCGAGACCGUCAGGGAAUUGGAUAGAAAAGGUUUGAUACGCAGAAAUCUUGAUCGCGCUCCUUUAAAGGAUACAGUGACAGUACCGGAUGGUGGUUACACCGUUAUACGAUUUCAUGCCAAUAAUCCAGGUUAUUGGUUGUUUCAUUGCCACAUCGAGUUUCACGCCGAAGUAGGAAUGUCCUUGGUUUUCAAAGUUGGAGAAGACGAAGAUAUGCCACCUGUACCACGCAACUUCCCUCAUUGCGGCAAUUGGCGAUCGAAGAAUGAUCCGCACGGGGAAUUUGCUGAUACCGUACUUGCUGUGAGCGCCGUAAAGGACCCAUCGGAAGAAGUAUCGAAUACCGUAACGAGCGAUAAUGGUACACCGCAAUUCGUGCAUCUGUUGGCUCGAGUUCUAAAAACAUUACGAAUCUCUUCCUCGACGCAAAACCCGACAGUUUCAUUCUUUCUACUUUCCUUCUGUCUUCUCGUUACUCUACCGUUUAGAGAACCCGGCCAAUACUGCACAUACCUGUAAUUAUACAGAAACUACGAUACGUAGA
This is a messenger RNA of Nomia melanderi (Alkali bee), 3477 nucleotides long. NCBI's taxonomy places the organism in Eukaryota, Metazoa, Arthropoda, Insecta, Hymenoptera, Halictidae. The record is from RefSeq and is a predicted model, not a curated record.